Penicillium diatomitis is the source of this 189-nucleotide messenger RNA. RefSeq lists its product as uncharacterized. The record is from RefSeq and is a predicted model, not a curated record. Bases 1 to 189 code for a protein of 62 amino acids. The transcript is spliced from 2 exons. NCBI's taxonomy places the organism in Eukaryota, Fungi, Ascomycota, Eurotiomycetes, Eurotiales, Aspergillaceae.
AUGGAUGUCUCGUUGCUUGAGAAUCUCCAUGAACGUACACUGAUUCUACUUCUCGUCGGCUCCACAAUCGCCGCCGCACCAGAACUGGGCCGAUUCCCUGCCCGAAGUGGAGCCGAUGACUCUGUGACGAUGGAUCAUGGACAACUGACACGGAGGCUUCGUCUCUGGUGUAUCGAUCUGCAUGUGUAA